AUGGGGGACAGGCUACCGCCGCCUAUGCCAGGGCACAUGCCCUCGUCAUUCGACGACAACGAAGAAUUCUUUAACGAGCGGCCCAUGCAAAAAGUCGCCCGCAAGCUCAAAGAGGAGCCCCUCGUGCCUCUCGGAAUCGGUCUCACCGUCUUCGCCUUCGUGGGCGCCUACCGGGCGCUUCGCCGCGGCGACUCUCGCCAAGCCAACAAGAUGUUCCGCGCGCGAGUUGCCGCGCAGGGCUUCACCGUCCUCGCCAUGGUCGCCGGGAGCAUGUACUACAGUCAAGACCGGCAAAAGACAAAGGAAUUGCGAAAGCUCAAGGGGGAGCGAGACGCAGAGGAGAAGCGACAGAAGUGGAUCAAGGAGCUGGAAGCCAGAGAUGAGGAGGAGAAACUGAUCAGGGCGAGUAUGGACAAGAGGAGGCAGAAGUUGGAGGCUGCGAAUGCUGCUGCCGGCAAUAGUGAGGAGGGUACUGCGUCGGGUGGUAUUCUGGGCAAGAUAGGACUGUGGUCCAAGGGUCAGGCGGCAGCUGAGACCAUGGAGGUGGCGAAGGAAGAGCCGAGGAAGCAGAAUCCAAAGAGUUCUUUGGGGGCGAUUAGCGACGCUUUGGCCAAGCGGAAGGAAAACGACGGGAAGAAAUGA
Messenger RNA from Metarhizium album ARSEF 1941, 642 nucleotides. Its product is annotated as mitochondrial hypoxia responsive domain-containing protein. The record is from RefSeq and is a predicted model, not a curated record. Gene Ontology annotation, cellular component: mitochondrion. Gene Ontology annotation, biological process: mitochondrial respirasome assembly. The transcript is spliced from 3 exons. NCBI's taxonomy places the organism in Eukaryota, Fungi, Ascomycota, Sordariomycetes, Hypocreales, Clavicipitaceae. The coding region runs from base 1 to 642 and encodes 213 amino acids.